Molecule: messenger RNA, 3813 nt
Organism: Solea solea (common sole)
Lineage: Eukaryota; Metazoa; Chordata; Actinopteri; Pleuronectiformes; Soleidae
Gene: znf644b
Product: zinc finger protein 644b
Exons: 7
Coding region: 167-3568 (1133 amino acids)
Biological process (GO): regulation of transcription by RNA polymerase II
Cellular component (GO): nucleus
Molecular function (GO): RNA polymerase II cis-regulatory region sequence-specific DNA binding; DNA-binding transcription factor activity, RNA polymerase II-specific
Source: RefSeq, a predicted model, not a curated record
UUUUGAAGCAAAAUGGCGGCACUGAAGCAGACGGAAGCGCACGAGAUGAGACGCGAGGCGGAGUGACGACAAAGUUGUGUGGACACGAGUGGACGUGACUCUGAGCUGAGUUUUCCUUUAAGAUCAAUGAUGUGGAGUCAGAGCUUCAACGGAAAUCACCGUUACUAUGUCUGAUGUGAAGCCACAGAAUGCACGAGAGGACAAAGACGUGGCGUCAAUGUCUGACAGGCCGGGUCACACUCAGGAGCCAUUACAGAGUCACACUUUUUGUCUGAAAAACAAUGCUGCAGGCCCGUCCUCCGAGGAGCACGAAAACCCUUUAAAUGGAACCCAGCUGAUUCCAUUUGUAUACAGCAGUGUCCCUGCUGUUCCCCAAGCAGGCAAUUCAUUGCCUUCAGGAGCACUUGUUAAUGGACCUGCUUCACACCCCACCUCAGAGGUGCACCAUGUCCUGAACAAAGGUGCCGCUUCAUCCAACAAUGUCCCGGGCGCCGCGUGGCAAGAGGGGAAGAACAUGAGCCCUGAGGUGUUGCCACCACCUAGUGAGCUUCAAUCAGACGCUUGGAAAAACACAGUGGGGCCCACUGUAAAAACACCGGCCACACAGCCAUGUGUCAACACGCCGCCAUCUCACUCAAAGAAGAAUGAGUCUAAACUGGCCUGUUCUGCUCCAUCAGGUGACAGCGUGGAGCAAACGCAUGUUAGCAUACCUCACACAAAAGAAACAAUAGAAAUGAGAUCUCAACGCAGCGUUUGUUGUCCGGAAAUCUCCUCGGAUGAUUACGGUGAUGCUGAAGUAAUCAGGUGGGAUUCAACAAGAGACUGGGUCUUACAUAGUGGUGAAAAGCAGGGGAGUGGAGUGAAGCAGCACAGUAGUCAUGUAAAAAGCAUGUGGGGCUCUGAAGAAAAGGUCAACAACAGCUUAAAUCACACAUGCAGCCGUAAUGAUGCUCCAAACGUUGACAAUGCUCACAAAGAUGAUUCUGUAGUUGCACAGUGUGGUAUUAAAUAUUCUGCGUUGCCAUUCAGAAAUCAUUCAUGGAACAUGGUGUUAGAGAGAGAACAUUGUGUUUGUAGUGAAGCACAGCGAGGCUGUAAUGAUGAAAAUGACCCUGAACAUAAAGAAGGUGUUAGUCAAGAAGUAGAACAGCUGAAAACAGAGCAACUCCAUCCAUCGUUCUUUUCGUGCACAAUGUGCGACAUUAACUUCAAGGAAAAAACACAUUUCCAUAGACAUAUGAUGUAUCAUUUAGGCAAGCAUAAUCAGGUGAAGAGCGAGGCCUUUAUAUGCAGGGAGUGUGGGCGUUUGUUCUGUGAUAGGAACUCCCUCAUGAGGCACAUCAUUAUUCACCGAGACAAGCUGCAACUUAUGAAACUGAUGGAGGAAAUCAAAGGUCUCAGGAACGUGGAAUCUGAAGGCGGGGGCACCACAGCGCUGUGCCCUCACCCUGCCUCUGUUUGCAGUCGUCCAAAAAUCUUGGUCCAGCAUGCGGCGACGCGCAACAAUGUGAAGCACUACUACUUCUGUGAGGAGUGUGACUAUGUCACGCUCACACAGCAGGCACUCAAACUACACUUACAUGUCACACACCGGACUCAGGACACCACAACAGUUCAUGCUAGCGACGCCGAGAAAGCUGCACAUGUCCAGUUUCAGUGUAAAAUGGGGAUUCUGCAGAGUCAGCAAUCACACCAGCCUGGAGCUGAAGCCUUUUUCUCCAAGCGUUUCAGUGGAAAGGAGGAGACGUCCACUGUCCACUCCCCUCAGGUCAAGCUCCAAAUCAGCUGCAACAAACGGGCACCAUCGCCAUAUUUGUGGAGGAUCAGCAGGCACGGGAAUUUAUGCCUGCGGCCGGGAGACAAUCUCGACGUGCCAACUGAUCUCACCUGUGCGGUGGAAAAAGACGACGCUGAAAGAAAUGGCUGUGAGAUUUUUGGCAGCUCGGCGCAAAGGAACCGUGCUGAAACUGGAGUGGUCUUACCAUCAUCUCCAAGUCUUGAAUUAGACCAGGUGUCUUGUGAGGGAAGCACAGAAGGCCGAGUUAACCAAAAAUCUCUAUCAAUGAGGAACAUGUCAACACUUCUCCAAAGCAGUAUUGACAAAGUGAAAGGUUGUGUUUUUCCAGGUUUUAGCCAGAGGCAGAGGAAACACUCUACUGUCAGGGAGCUGGAGAAAGGCUGUGAGGGUGGCCGUAACUUCAGUGACGAGAGUGAAGGGAACCCGUAUGAUCAGAGGUGUUCCAGAAAGAGGCAGAGGUUUUCCCCCGAAGACCAAAGAACCCAUUUUCUCAGCAGUCAAGAUGAUGAGGCUGAAGACUGCAGUGACAUAGAGCAGCUCGUCAUCAAGGAGGAGUUUCUCGAAACGUCAGUGUGUGAAAAUCCACAAGAAUCGCCGUACGUGUCCAAAAGGGACAGCUUUGGUGUCUCAUCCUCGCAAGUGCUCAAACACAAGCGCUGUCCGUACUGCCCGGCCAUGUUUGAGUCCGGAGUAGGUCUGUCCAAUCACAUGCGAGGGCACCUUCAUCGAGCUGGAUUGAACUAUAACGCUCGACACAUGGUGUCGCCAGAGCAAGUGGUGUUGCAGGACCAUCGCCUGCGAACCAGAAGGAGGACCCGCACAGCAAUGAGGAAAACCAGAAAAGCAAUGAAGCCAGAAACCAGGGGGAAACAUAUGUGUCCACUAUACUGCGGUCAGUUUGAUACAAAGACCGGCCUCUCCAACCAUGUGAGGGGACACCUGAAGAAAAUAGGUAGAAGUGUCAGCAGCACCACUAAGUCCCCGCUUUGCAUCUUGAACGGACUGCUGCUGGACAAAAAGGAGCAUGAGAACAUCCUGCGGGUUCUCAAGAAGGACCGAGCUCCAGCCUCUCAGAAGAUCAGCAGCAGCACCAGCAGUCUGGACGUGAUGCAUGCUGUUCUACCAGUGACAAUCCAGUGUGAGAUGAAGAGGCCACAAGCCACAGGAGGUGGAUUUGUACCAAACCAUGAGGUGCAGACCUUCACAGAGAAGAUGCAGUGCCAGACAGAAGCACACAGAGGUAUCAAGGCCUCCUCUAGCACUUUAGCUAAACUGCUCAAGACCAGACGAGAACUUAUGGAGCUACCAACAAGAAGCAGCCAGAAAGAGUGUGCUGCCAGAAAGCUCUGCAGUGUAACACAAGAUUACAAGGAGGAGACGACAAGUGUGGAGCAAAACGACAUUCAAGGUGAGCCCAGACAGAUUUGCUUGCAGUGUAAGAGCAGCUUCCCUGCUGCUGUCGGUCUGUCUGCUCGUCUCCAUGGCGAUUCAAGCAGGAAGAGGUUUGCUCUUUUUGAAGAUUCAGGUUAUGACCGCAAACAGGAGAGACUGAGGCCCGAACAGAAGCAGAGUUCACCCUCCUUCAAUGCUCAGAUGUACACGCUCACCUGCAGAUUCUGUGAUCUAGUCUUCGAGGGCCCUCUUUCUAUUCAGGAGGACUGGAUCAGGCAUUUACAGAGGCACCUUCUGCACAACAGUGUGCCUCACUCAGGAACCAGCAUGGUGGAGGUUUUAGAGUCUUGGUCAAAAAACACAUGUAAGCAUGUUUAAUAGGCACACAAAGUUAUGCAACUUGUUAUUUUAGAUUAAUCUGCAACUGCUUGUAUACGCAUAUAAUAGUUAAGAUAGUAAAAGUAAUAAUAAUGGUCAAUGGUUAAAUGCUUAUCCAAUUAGCUAAUACAACUUGUGAUCUGUAUUCCCUGUUGUUUACAUUGGACAUGACAGCAGCAGAAAACACAGUGACAGAGCUAAAUAUAGGAAAAAGUAUAUUUUGCAUGCAUUUCACAUGAUUAAGA